AUGAAACCACGCCUGCAGUGGGAUGCAGGGGCACCUCCAGUGCCUCAUCCACUACGACGUCACCAGGAUGUGUUGCACAACAUCACGAUGCACCUUUGUGCAACUACCGGGAGCAAUCCCUCAAUGAAGCCUUCGGAGUUAAAGUUCAACGAGAUCAAAAAGUACCUCACGGACUAUUUCUCUCCGACGCCGUUGGAAAUGUCAGAGCGGCAUCGUUUCACAAUCGUAAUCGAGGACAGUCCGAAUCAGCAACGCAUGCUCACCAUGAAGGAUUUGACCGUGACAAAGGCGCUUCAAGAAGCGGUGUCAUACUCCAUCGGGAAGUUGAAUGGAAUCAAGGCAACCUUAAACCUGAAGGAAAAUAUUCAGCCCAAGUUCCUUCGUGCUCGUCAAGUUCCAUACGCACUCAAGGAAAAAGUCUUUGCCGAAUUGGACCGGCUAGAAUCGGAAGGUAUUCUGACGAAAGUCAAUGUCAGUGAAUGGGCUACUCCCAUAGUUCCUGGAGUAAAGCCAAAUGGGACAGUUAGUAUAUGUGGAGAUUUCAAGAGCACCAUCAAUCAACACUUAGCCGUGGAUCAGUAUCCUCUACCACUGGUUGAGGACGUUUUCGCGAAGUUAUCUGGUGGUCAGAAAUAUACAAAAAUUGACCUUCGGCAAGCAUUUCUUCAAAUGGAAGUGGAUCAGAAGUCCAAGCAUUUGCGAACUAUCAAUACAGAAAAGGGACUCUUCCGGUAUAACAGGAUGGUGUUUGGUAUUGCUCCCGCACCCGCGAUCUGGCAACGCACCAUCGAACAAGUUCUACAGGGUGUUCCUAUGACACAUGCAACGCAAGACGACAUAUUAGUGAGUGGUACUACUGAAGAGGAUCAUCUCGAAAAUCUUUCGAAAGUCCUCAAGCGCCUGGAAUCGUUUGGACUCAAAGCAAACCUGUAG
This is a messenger RNA of Ornithodoros turicata, 933 nucleotides long. RefSeq lists its product as uncharacterized. Bases 1 to 933 code for a protein of 310 amino acids. The transcript is spliced from 4 exons. The record is from RefSeq and is a predicted model, not a curated record. Lineage: Eukaryota; Metazoa; Arthropoda; Arachnida; Ixodida; Argasidae.